CUUGAACCUUUCCAUCUUCUUACACUUUUCUCAUUGUUAAAGGCUCUGUUGCUGCUCUUGGAAAAGAAUUGUGUGCAUCAAUUCGGAAUUGUCGGAAGUAUCCAUCCAUCCCAGUGACAAUUCGUCGCAGCGUUAAUCAACCAGAGCUAGCUUAGCUUAUCUUGACUGAUCUGCUCUUUGCCCCUAUGGCUACCGCCCAAACAUCAUCAGAGAGCACUCCAUCCGAUGGCUUAGGUGUCAUCAAACUCGAUUCUUGGCUAGAGCCUUUCAAGGAUGCGAUAGAACGGAGAUUCCAGUACGUUGAAAGCUGGAUCAAGACCAUCAACAAUGCAGAAGGAGGUCUAGACAAAUUUAGCAGGGGAUAUGAGAAAUUCGGAUUCAACGUCAACGACAAUGGCGACAUCACUUACCGGGAAUGGGCCCCGAAUGCUGUUGAAGCUGCGCUAGUUGGUGAAUUCAACAAUUGGGAUCCCAAGGCCCAUCUAAUGACAAAGAACGACUUUGGGGUCUGGGAAAUCACUCUUCCGGCUAAAGACGGCCUUCCCGCGAUUCCACAUGAUAGUAAAGUUAAGAUUACUAUGGUUACACGUAGCGGGGAACGCAUAUAUCGAAUUCCUGCGUGGAUUAAACGAGUUGUGCAAGACUUGGACGUGUCUCCCAUUUAUGAGUCGGUAUUUUGGAAUCCUCCCAGGGAAGAGAGGUACAAGUUUCACCAUCCUCGACCCCGCAAACCUGAAAGUCUGCGAAUUUACGAGGCCCAUGUCGGCAUUUCCUCUCCAGAGACCAAGGUUGCAACCUAUAAGCAGUUUACCGCUAAUAUGCUACCCCGAAUCAAGUACCUGGGGUACAAUGCAAUCCAACUAAUGGCCAUUAUGGAGCAUGCUUACUAUGCCAGCUUCGGGUAUCAGGUCAACAACUUCUUCGCGGCGAGCAGUCGCUACGGCUCCCCUGAAGAUUUGAAGGAAUUAGUUGAUACAGCGCACAGCAUGGGCUUGGUAGUCCUUCUUGACGUUGUUCACAGUCACGCAUCCAAGAAUGUUGAGGACGGAUUGAAUAUGUUUGAUGGCACUGACCAUCUCUAUUUCCAUUCGGGCGGCAAGGGUCAGCAUGCUCUGUGGGACAGCCGGUUGUUUAACUAUGGAAACCAUGAAGUGUUGCGUUUCCUCCUAAGCAACCUUCGCUUCUGGAUAGAAGAAUACGGGUUUGAUGGCUUCCGCUUCGACGGUGUCACCAGUAUGCUGUAUACUCACCACGGCAUCGGAACUGGCUUCUCUGGCGGGUAUCACGAAUACUUUGGGCCAGCCGUCGACGAUGACGGUGUGAUGUACUUGGCGCUCGCUAACGAGAUGCUACACACUCUAUACCCAGAAUGCAUAACAGUUGCAGAAGAUGUUUCAGGAAUGCCAGCGCUCUGUAUACCACACAACCUCGGCGGAGUCGGCUUUGACUACCGUCUUGCCAUGGCCAUUCCAGAUAUGUAUAUCAAGCUACUCAAAGAGAGUUCAGACAACGAAUGGGAUGUAGGAAAUAUUGCAUUCACGUUGACAAACAGACGCCAUGGCGAGAAGACAAUCGCCUACGCCGAAAGCCACGACCAAGCACUUGUUGGAGAUAAAACACUCAUGAUGUGGCUUUGCGACAAGGAAAUGUACACGCACAUGUCCGUGCUAACCGAACUCACACCCGUCAUUGAGCGAGGCAUGGCACUACACAAGAUGAUCCGACUCGUCACUCACGCCCUCGGGGGUGAAGGAUACCUCAACUUCGAAGGCAACGAGUUUGGCCACCCUGAAUGGCUCGACUUCCCCCGAGCCGGAAACAACAACUCCUUCUGGUACGCUCGACGCCAGCUGAACCUCACCGAGGACCAUCUUCUGCGGUACAAGUUCCUAAACGAAUUUGAUCGCUCCAUGCAACUGACAGAGGAGAAAUACGGCUGGCUACAUUCUCCACAAGCGUACAUUAGCCUCAAGCACGAAGGAGACAAGAUCCUCGUCUUCGAGCGUGCAGGUCUACUCUGGAUCUUUAACUUCCAUCCUACCAACAGUUUCACGGAUUACCGGGUCGGCGUUGAACAGGCAGGCACAUACCGGAUUGUCCUUGAUACAGAUGAUAAGGAAUUCGGUGGAUUCGGACGGAAUCUGAAAGCGACCCGUUUCUUUACGACGGAUAUGGAGUGGAAUGGACGAAGGAAUUUCCUCCAGGUCUAUAUCCCAACUCGAACGGCGUUGGCCCUCGCAUUAGAAGAAACAGUAUAAGCAUCAGAUGUUGCAGAUCACUCUUUCGCUGCGUGGUGGUGGGUGGCCCCAGCGAAGCAUACCUACCUGAUAGCAUAACAGAAGGCGAGGUAUAAUAAACUGCUAUUAACAUACAGAAGAAUAAUCAGUCCAUUUCAUGUAUUCAUUUUAAUCAACUUCCCAAGCAUAUUGUUUGCAUUUAUCUAUCAAACCAGACAGACCUGUCAAGUAAUGACCAAUCCCUAGACAACAAACAACAUUGGCGCUUUGCAUGUUAUAUUAUAUUAUGUAUAGUCAUAUGUUAGUUAACUAGUGAUAUGUUAGUUAUGUUACGAGGUUGAGUCCCAUGUAAGUAAUCU
Aspergillus ochraceoroseus IBT 24754 is the source of this 2596-nucleotide messenger RNA. RefSeq names its product 1,4-alpha-glucan branching enzyme GLC3. Lineage: Eukaryota; Fungi; Ascomycota; Eurotiomycetes; Eurotiales; Aspergillaceae. The record is from RefSeq and is a predicted model, not a curated record. The transcript is spliced from 8 exons. Gene Ontology annotation, molecular function: hydrolase activity, hydrolyzing O-glycosyl compounds; 1,4-alpha-glucan branching enzyme activity; cation binding. Gene Ontology annotation, biological process: glycogen biosynthetic process. Gene Ontology annotation, cellular component: cytoplasm. Bases 186 to 2258 code for a protein of 690 amino acids.